GGGGGAUAUUUGAGUCCGUCGAAAGUGGGCCUUCUGGUGCUGAGGAGCUAGCCUUCAAAUUUGCUUUAAACACAAUCAACAGGAAUAGAACCUUACUGCCAAACACUACCCUUACCUACGACAUCCAAAGGAUAAACAUCUACGACAGCUUUGAAGCCUCCAGGAAAGCUUGUGACCAGCUUUCUCUUGGGGUGGCAGCCAUCUUUGGUCCCUCUCACAGUUCCUCUGCCAAUGCAGUCCAGUCCAUCUGCAAUGCUCUCGGUGUCCCGCACAUUCAGACCAAAUGGAAGCACCAAGUAUCCGACAACAGAGACGUCUUCUAUGUGAGCCUGUAUCCAGAUUUUUCCUCCCUCAGCCGGGCCAUUCUGGAUCUAGUCCACUUCUUCAAAUGGAAGACAGUCACAGUGGUCUACGAUGACAGCACUGGUCUCAUUCGGUUGCAAGAACUAAUAAAAGCACCAUCUCGGUACAACAUUCGCUUAAAGAUCCGGCAACUGCCUGCAGACACAAAGGAUGCCAAGCCUCUAUUGAAGGAGAUGAAAAGGGGAAAAGAGUUUCAUAUCAUCUUUGACUGCGGUCAUGAGAUGGCUGCUGGGAUCCUGAAGCAGGCUCUAGCGAUGGGAAUGAUGACGGAGUAUUAUCACUACAUCUUCACCACACUGGAUCUGUUCGCACUGGAUGUGGAGCCUUACCGAUACAGUGGUGUGAACAUGACGGGAUUUAGAAUCCUAAACACAGAAAACAGCCAAGUCGCGUCAAUCAUAGAGAAAUGGUCCAUGGAGAGACUACAGGCUCCACCUAAACCUGACUCUGGUCUACUGGACGGCUUCAUGACU
Cyprinodon variegatus (sheepshead minnow) is the source of this 836-nucleotide messenger RNA. RefSeq names its product glutamate receptor ionotropic, kainate 2-like. The annotation marks the transcript as partial. The transcript has 5 exons. Gene Ontology annotation, biological process: modulation of chemical synaptic transmission; synaptic transmission, glutamatergic. The record is from RefSeq and is a predicted model, not a curated record. Gene Ontology annotation, molecular function: kainate selective glutamate receptor activity; transmitter-gated monoatomic ion channel activity involved in regulation of postsynaptic membrane potential. Gene Ontology annotation, cellular component: presynaptic membrane; plasma membrane; postsynaptic membrane. NCBI's taxonomy places the organism in Eukaryota, Metazoa, Chordata, Actinopteri, Cyprinodontiformes, Cyprinodontidae.